Molecule: messenger RNA, 1307 nt
Organism: Hemibagrus wyckioides
Lineage: Eukaryota; Metazoa; Chordata; Actinopteri; Siluriformes; Bagridae
Gene: timm17b
Product: translocase of inner mitochondrial membrane 17 homolog B (yeast)
Exons: 6
Coding region: 40-558 (172 amino acids)
Biological process (GO): protein import into mitochondrial matrix
Cellular component (GO): mitochondrial inner membrane; TIM23 mitochondrial import inner membrane translocase complex
Molecular function (GO): transmembrane protein transporter activity
Source: RefSeq, a predicted model, not a curated record
UAUGGCGUCACGGUUAAUGUUUACCGACGGUGGUUUAUCAUGGAGGAAUAUGCCCGUGAACCUUGUCCAUGGAGAAUAGUAGAUGACUGCGGAGGUGCCUUCACAAUGGGAGCCAUCGGUGGUGGGAUUUUUCAGACCGUCAAAGGCUUCCGAAAUGCACCCAUGGGCGCACGACACCGGCUGAAAGGCAGCGUGAAUGCUGUGCGCAUCCGAGCUCCACAGAUCGGAGGUAGUUUUGCAGUGUGGGGAGGUCUCUUCUCCACUAUAGACUGCGGCCUGGUGCGGCUCAGGGGGAAGGAGGACCCGUGGAACUCCAUCACCAGCGGCGCCAUGACGGGAGCAAUACUGGCCGCACGCAGUGGGCCCUUGGCUAUGGUGGGUUCUGCCAUGAUGGGAGGGGUUCUGCUGGCCCUGAUCGAGGGCGUCGGCAUUUUACUCACCAGAUACACAGCACAGCAAUUUCAGAACCCGAGUCCAUUUCUGGAGGAUCCUAGUCAGCUUCCUCUGAAAGACGGAGGCCAGGGACAGGAGAGGCAUGGCUACGGACAGUUUCAGUAGAGCUGCUAUUUUGCCAUUUUGACUCUGACAGUACAGAAUGGUGAAGGAAAGAAAGCUUUAUGCAUUGAUGUGUCUAUUAGAGCUUGGACAGAUUUGUUUUCCUGCCUAGAGUCUUUAUAUACAGUAACCACCACUCAGGGUCAUUUUUGACAUCUACACUACAGUAUUUGUAAAAUGAACAGGGAAGUUCCAUCAUCCUCAUCUUCAUCAUCCUCAUCUUCAUCAUCAUUGUCAUCAUCAUCUUCAUCUUCAUCAUCAUCAUUACCAUUAUUAUUAUUAUUAUUAUUAUUAUUUUGCACAAUCAGAUAUUUGAAAUCGUUUUAAAAUUCAUUGUGUAGUUAUGAGAACCAGAAUUCUGUCCGAGUUGCCAGCUUUUCUUUUCUUUUUCUUUUUUUACUAUUUAAUGUACAUCCACAGCAACCUCCAGUACUUUCUUAAAAAUGAAACCCCUCAAAAUUGUGGUUUAGUUAGCACUUUGAAAACAUAUGAAUUGUUUGAAGUAAAACAAACUGGAAUUGGUUUUGUCAGACAUCUAUAGUUGCAAACGGAUUAUUCUUGCUUGUUUGUUUUAUUAGAAAAGGUCAAUUUAUUAUUUAUUUAUGGAUUCCAACGAGGACGGAAAUGUGAAUGUAGUUAUUUUAAGAAACUGUUUUGUUGUUGAUUGGACUUGUCUUCUCUUUUAGAGCCAAAAUUGUACAUGGAUAUAAAUAUAUUAGUAAUAAUUUAAAUUAAAGUAUAAAGAAAAGAGA